Dovyalis caffra is the source of this 1074-nucleotide messenger RNA. NCBI's taxonomy places the organism in Eukaryota, Viridiplantae, Streptophyta, Magnoliopsida, Malpighiales, Salicaceae. The record is from the annotation of a GenBank genome assembly.
AUGGCAAAUUCAAAUCCAAAGCUUCUAAUUAUCUCCAUCUUCUUCAUUAUCCUCACAUUCUUCACACCUCAAGCUCAAUCAGUAGUAAAAGAGGGAUGUGAAGAAGAAGCAAAUGAUUGCAAUGACAAAGCUGGAGCUUUAACCCUAAAGAUAAUAGCUAUUGUCUCAAUCUUGAUUACUAGCAUGAUAGGUGUAAGUGCACCUCUUUUUACACGUUCAGUCCCUGCUUUACACCCAGAUAAAAGCCUCUUUGUGAUUGUUAAAGCCUUUGCUGCCGGUAUCAUUCUUGCAACUGGGUUCAUGCAUGUGUUACCAGAUUCUUUUGAUAUGCUGUCUUCAAGUUGCUUAUCUGAAAAUCCAUGGCACAAGUUCCCCUUUACUGGGUUUGUCGCAAUGUUAUCUGCCAUAAUCACUCUAAUGGUGGAUUCAAUGGCCACUAGUGUAUAUACCAAGAAGGCUACUAUUGGAGUUAACCCGGAGAGUGAUGCUCGUGGUGCCAGACCAGAUCAAGAGAUGGCUAUGGAGAACGCUGGACAUUUCCAUGGUCAUGGGCACCAUUGUGAGGCCAAACUUGCUGUUGGCGAAACACAGUUGCUUCGUUACCGUGUUAUUGCCAUGGUAUUAGAAUUGGGCAUCAUUGUUCAUUCAAUUGUGAUAGGCCUUUCUCUUGGAGCCUCAAACAACACUUGCUCAAUCAAAGGCCUUAUAGCUGCUCUUUGCUUCCAUCAAAUGUUUGAAGGAAUGGGUCUUGGAGGAUGCAUUCUCCAGGCUGAGUACAAGCUUUUCAAGAAGGCAAUCAUGGCAUUUUUUUUCUCAGUAACAACUCCUUUUGGAAUUGUACUUGGUAUUGGACUGUCCAAAACGUACAAGGAAAAUAGUCCCACUGCAUUGGUCACUGUUGGUUUGCUCAAUGCAUCCUCUGCUGGGCUCUUGGUUUACAUGGCAUUGGUUGAUCUUCUUGCUGCCGAUUUUAUGGGUCCAAAGUUGCAAGGUAGCGUCAAGCUCCAGAUUAAAUCUUACAUGGCUGUGCUUCUGGGUGCCGGUGGCAUGUCUGUAAUGGCAAAAUGGGCAUGA